AGUUUUUGGUCCUCGGGUUUCACUACAUUUGCUUUCUGCUAAGCUCUAACCAAGAUGAAGAACCAAGGAAGCCGCAGGAAGUUGUUUCAAGUGUGCAAGCCUUACGCCGCCAUGAUCUCGCUCCAGUUCGGCUACGCCGGCAUGAACAUACUGACCAAGUUCUCCCUCAACCAAGGCAUGAGCCACUACGUGCUCGUCGUCUACCGCCAUGCCUUCGCCACCCUCUCCAUCGCCCCGUUCGCCCUCAUCCUCGAGAGGAAAGUGCGACCGAGGAUGACAUUUGCAAUUUUCAUGCAAAUAUUCGUGCUGGGGCUCCUUGGGCCGGUUAUUGACCAAAACUUCUAUUAUGCUGGUCUGAAGUUCACCUCGCCAACCUUCUCUUGCGCCAUGAGCAACAUGCUGCCAGCCAUGACCUUUGUGCUGGCUGUUAUCUGCAGGAUGGAGAAGCUGGACCUCAAGAAGGUGAGAUGCCAAGCCAAGGUGGUUGGAACUUUGGUGACAGUGGCUGGGGCCAUGUUGAUGACCCUGUACAAGGGACCUAUCAUGGAGAUGGUGUGGACCAAGCACAUGCAUGAUCAAGCCCACCAAGCCGUUGACGUACCCGUUGCUGCGGACUCGGCCGACAAGGACUGGUUCAAGGGCUGCAUCUUCCUUAUCAUUGCAACUCUGGCUUGGGCUUCUCUCUUCAUCCUCCAGGCUGCAGCCUUGAGAAGAUAUAACGCUCCCCUCUCCCUCACUUCAUUAAUAUGCUUCGUGGGUACCCUACAAGCCAUUGCUGUCACCUUCGUCACGGAGCACAGGCUUUCUGUGUGGCGCAUAGGCUGGGAUAUGAACCUCCUUGCUGCUGCCUAUGCUGGAAUAGUGACAUCCAGCAUUGCCUACUAUGUCCAAGGUCUUGUGAUACAAGACAAAGGGCCUGUCUUUGCCUCUGCCUUCAGCCCUCUUAUGAUGAUCCUAGUGGCCAUAAUGGGCUCCUUCAUCCUUGCUGAGAAGAUCUAUUUGGGAGGAAUAAUUGGCGCAGUCCUCAUUGUUGUUGGCCUCUAUUCGGUUCUCUGGGGCAAGCACAAGGAGAACAAGGAGAAGACGACGGAAUCUGACAUUCCAGUGUCCAUCAAGGGAACUCAAGAAGAUGGGCAGGUCAUGGAGAUCAUAGAACUCGAUGAAGUUGAGCUGGAGAAAGCCAAAUCUGGUAACAAGGUGAUCGACGCUGCCGACGUGGCCAUUAUACCGGUUAAUGCUUCAGUCCCAGCAAAUCACAUGAAGGUCAACAAGGAGGCGAGAUAUCAUGCAAGGUUGAAAGGAAUCACAGAGAGAGAGAGAGAGAGAGAAACAGAGUGAUCGACACUGGCAUUCAACUCAUGGCUGCUUUUCUUUUACUUGUUUGUUUUGUUUUUUCUUCCUUUCAUGAUGUCUGAGCUCUUCAUGUAGCCAAUAAUUUGGAAGUGGGAAGAAAUGCCAGUGCAGAGUUUUAUGUGUCCUCUGAUUCAA
This is a messenger RNA of Musa acuminata AAA Group (dessert banana), 1488 nucleotides long. Its product is annotated as WAT1-related protein At5g07050-like. NCBI's taxonomy places the organism in Eukaryota, Viridiplantae, Streptophyta, Magnoliopsida, Zingiberales, Musaceae. The transcript is spliced from 7 exons. Gene Ontology annotation, molecular function: transmembrane transporter activity. The coding region runs from base 55 to 1338 and encodes 427 amino acids. The record is from RefSeq and is a predicted model, not a curated record. Gene Ontology annotation, cellular component: plasma membrane.